UUGCCAGUCCGGGUUUCCUGCUCACCUCUCUUUUUGUCUGCUUUGUUUCUUAUAGGUCUCCUGGUCUGGACGUGUGCGUUCAGUUCUCAUUUCUCUUCUUCUCUGAUUUGACUUCCCUUGCAUUACGGUAUCGUGAUGUGGUUGUGAAAUGACUUUUGGAGAGCAGACCCCCAGAGUGCGAAACGAUUAGCAGGCUUGCUCUGACCCCAACAUACUGCUUGUACCUUCAUUUUACACCUUUUGUGACUCGUGUAUUUCGAGUUUGUCUAUCAGCCUUUGGCUCUGAAAAGUCCUUGAGGCUUGUGUUAAUGCAGAGAUCAUGAACUCUGGGAACGAUAAUUGGCAUCCUGCCGGCGGACCGCCUUCACACUCUAGCAUGGAUCACCAGAUGAAUCAACAGCACCGGCCCUUAGGGUCAUUUGGCCAAAACCCCCCGCCCCAGCAAGGCCCAUCCUCCCAGCCCGCCGGGCCCGUUUUGCCGCCUCCUGCUGGUCCCUACCACCCCGGUCAGCCUACUGGGCACUCCCUCCCCGGACUGGCGGAGUUGAGCCAGAGCCAUUCCGGCCCACACCCGCCCCCGGCCUUCGGCCAACACCCUCCUGCUCCUUCGCAUAAUGCCGGCCACUCGUUGCCGGGCAUCGGACAGGCGAUGCAGCACCCCUCGCCGCAAUCCAUCAAUCAGGAACGCGAACGCGACUCGAGAGAACGGGAAUUGAUCGAGCGCCAGCGCCAGGAGGAGAUGCACCGAGAGCGUGAACAACGUGAGCGCGAACGCGAACAGAUUGAACGCCAGCGCGAGCAACAACAACAACAUCAUCCCGUUCAGAGUCAUACUGGAUCGAUUCCAUUGCACCAACCUGUGGCUAAUAAACCGCCGACGUCGAUCCAUAAUGGGCUGCUGUCGAACUUGAACCCUUCCAAUGGUCCGCAGGGUCCUAUGCAAUCUGCUGGUGGUCCUGGUGGGUUAUUUGGCUCGCAGGUUCGGCAUGGUGAAGGGACACCUGGUUCUUUCAUGCAGCAUCCCGCUGCUCCGCCGGGCCAGCCUAUGUUGGGAUUUGGUGGUUCUGGUCCUCAGAUCCCCGGGAACGUUGCGGCUCUGACUCAGGGCCAGCAGCCGAUUUUGAAUGACGCCCUCAGUUAUCUGGACCAGGUCAAGGUUCGGUUCGUUGACCAGGCCGAUGUCUACAACCGGUUCCUGGAUAUAAUGAAAGAUUUCAAGAGCCAAGCUAUCGAUACGCCUGGUGUGAUUCAACGCGUUUCGACCUUGUUCAACGGUCACCCGGCUCUUAUCCAGGGAUUCAACACCUUCUUGCCUCCGGGGUAUCGGAUUGAAUGCGGAACAGAGGACAACCCUGACGCCAUUAGGGUAACUACGCCGUCGGGUACGAACACACUAAGCAUGACUCGCCCGCGCGCGUCCAUGGAUGCCGCGGCGGAUAUGGGACCGUCUGGUAGCAUGGGCCCCCAUGCUCGCGCUGAAUUCUACGACCAAUCACGAGCUAGCUGGCAACAGCCACAGCACCAGCCCCAGCAAGGCAGCUACUCGCCUGGAUCCCGCAUGAUGGCACAGGGCAUAUUUGGACAACAGCACGGCCAGGGCCAGCCCCACGAAAGUUCUUACGAGUACCCGACCCAGCAAGAACAACAAGCAGCAGCUGGCGCUGCGGCUAUGGCUCACCAGCAGGAUCAGCGUGGUGUGUCGCAACUUCAAGGUGCUGCAUCUGCCGCUUCGGCUGGCUUGGGGCGUCAAUCUAUGAUGCAGGUAUCGCCAGCAGGCCAGGCCUUGAACCAACCGAUGAAUAGCCUGGCUGGCGUGGGGUCUGGUAUGCUGCAGGGCUCUCAGACUGACCUGAACAAGCGUGGACCUGUUGAGUUUAACCAUGCGAUUAGCUAUGUUAACAAGAUAAAGAACCGUUUCUCCAAUGCACCUGAGAUCUACAAGCAGUUCCUCGAGAUACUACAGACAUACCAACGCGAGUCGAAGCCCAUUCAAGACGUCUACGCUCAGGUGACCCAGCUCUUCAACACUGCACCCGAUCUGCUGGAGGAUUUCAAACAAUUCUUGCCAGAGUCUGCAGCACACGCCAAGCAGCAGGCGGCUGCACGCCAGGCCGAGGAGGCGGUGCAAACGAGCAAUGUUCGCGGCGAGCCUGGCUACCCCGGCGCUGGCGGUCUCCCCUCUCAGACUCCGAACCGGGACGUCAAGAUGCCCCCUCUUGGCCAGUUCAACGUCAAGGAUUCCGCCAAAGAUGGCAAGAAACGACGUGGUCCUGGUGCUCCUUCUACAUUGGGAUCCCUUCCGGGGCCGUCUGCGCCUGAAGCUGCCCGCAUGGGUGAUCCGCAGGGUCGACCGCAAGCUCUCCAGGUUGGCAACGCGAACAAGAGAGCCAAGGUUCAUCAUCCUAAGCCCUCGCAAGCUGAUGCUCCUUCCGUUUCGCCUACCCUCAUCCCCGCGCUUCCAGAACCCAUCCCGCCUUCUAACUCUCUGACGCCUACACAAGAGGAAUUUGCUUUCUUUGAUCGCGUCAAGAAGUACAUUGGAAACAAGUCGACGUUUAGCGAAUUCCUCAAGCUCUGCAACCUUUACUCCACGGAUCUUAUCGACAGACAGGUUCUUGUCAAGAGAGCAGCUGGCUACAUUGGUUCUCACCCGGAGUUGUUUGCGUGGUUCAAGCGCUUUAUGCACGUUGAAGAGCCCGAGGAUAAGAUCAUUGAGAUAAAGCCCAAACAAUCGCCUGGAAUCGUCAACCUUUCGCACUGCCGUUCUCUCGGUCCUAGCUAUCGUCUGCUGCCCAAGCGCGAGCGGCAAAAGCCGUGCAGUGGUCGCGACCAGCUCUGCUACAGCGUCCUCAACGAUGAAUGGGCAUCCCACCCUACAUGGGCGUCCGAAGAUUCUGGUUUCGUGGCCCAUCGCAAGAACCAGUUCGAAGAUGCGCUGCACCGGAUUGAAGAGGACCGACACGAUUACGACCACCACAUCGAGGCAUGCACUCGCACGAUCCAACUCAUUGAGCCUAUCGUUCAGCAGUUCCUGGUGAUGUCUGAAGCAGAAAGAGCGGCUUUCAAGCUUCCGCGAGGCCUGGGUGGCCAGAGUGAGGCUAUCUACCAGCGCGUGAUCAAGAAGGUGUACGAUCGGCAACGUGGAGACAGGAUUAUUCGUGAGAUGUUUGACCGACCGUGUCAUGUGCUCCCGAUUGUUCUGUUCCGGAUGAAGCAGAAGUGCGAAGAGUGGAAAGCUAGUCAGCGCGAAUGGGACAAGGUCUGGCGGGAACAGACGCAGAAAGCCUACUGGCGCAGUUUGGAUCACCAGGCUAUUGCUAGCAAGGCGGUCGACAAGAAGCUUUUCGUCGCGAAGCACAUCCAAAGUGAAAUCCAGGGCAAGUUCGAAGAAAGCCGGAAUUUACGAAAAAGUGGAUACCAUGUCCCUUCUUAUCAAUUCGAGUACACGUUCGACGACCCGGCUGUGCUCAUCGAUGCUACCUACUUGUUGAUCGUUUUUAUCGAUCGGAACUCUGCGGGCUUCGGAGCUGAUCCUCAGAAGGUGAUCGCGUUCAUCAAGGAUUUCAUUCCUAUCUUCUUCGGUAUGGACCGCGAGAGCUUCCAUGCUUACAUGAACGAAGCAUCGAGUGGGAGCUCUACGGCUGAAGAAGGCGAUGAUGAGAGCCUCGCAGCUGAGGAGACCUCUUCGAGCCGUAGUCGCAAGACGGCGACCAGCAAGAAGAUGGAUCUACUUCGCGAUGUCUUGGAGCGCCGCGAGAAGGGAAACCGAAGCGAGAAAGGCGGCAACAGUGCUCCUGGAAGCCGCGCCGGUAGCCGCGCCGGUAGCCGCGCUGGCACGCCGGAUGCUGUAUUGGUUCCUUCUGUGGCUCCUCCGGACCCGACUCAACCUGUCGACGUGACGGAACUCAAGUGGAUGGAGCACCCUGGCCAGGGCAACUUCAACCUGCAGCGGGAGUACACGCUCAACGAGAACUACAAGAAGAAGGCCUACCACCUGUACGCGAACGGAAAUAUCUACUGUUUCUUCCGGACGUUCGAAAUUCUCUAUUCGCGACUGCUGCGUAUCAAAUUGCAAGAAAAGGAUGCGCAUGAAGGUGUGCGUCGCGCUGCAAUGGGCAAACCGGCGACUGAACUAGGUCUUCUCGACAAGGUGCCUGGCGAUUUCUUCUACGACACAGAUCCCAAGUCCAACCUCUACCAGCAGAUUGUGCGGAUGUGCGAAGAGGUCAUCAAGGGUGAUCUGGAGAACAACCAUCUCGAGGAGACGCUUCGUCGGUUCUAUCUGCGCGGCGGGUACCAGCUGUACAACUUGGAGAAGAUGUUUGCUGGUAUUGCCAAGUUUGCUGGUGCGAUUUUCAGUGGUGAUUCGAAGGAUCGCAGCUCGGAUAUUAUCAAUGUCUUCUUCAAGGAGCGGGAUCGUGAGGAGACUACGCAUAAUCAAGAGAUUCAGUACCGGAAGCAGGUGGAGAGGUUGAUUAAAGAUGGGGAUGUUUAUCGGAUUACCCACCAUCCCACGUCUAAGAAGACUACGGUUCAACUCUUGACGCCAGAGGACGCGACAUUACAGAAUGAAGAGCUAAGCCAGGAAGCGCGCUGGUCUUACUACGUGUCUGCAUAUACCAUGCGCGACCCGACAGAAGGCGUCCCGUUCUCCCAGAUGCGCAUGCCUUUCUUAAAACGGAACCUACCAACCAGACUUGACCAAGAAGACGAGUACAACCGCUACUACCGGCCCCUCGAGCAUUCAGAUGGUCUGAUCAUCCGGAUCUGCGCGAACAGCUAUCAUCUCCUGUACGAGCCCGGCAGUUGCGAAUGGAGCUGGCGUCCUACAGGCCCGACAGAAGAAGCUGCCGAAGAGGCAGCCAGAGAAGACGCGGCUGUCAAGGAGCGCCGCAAGGACCGCUUUGUAGAAAAGUUUAUUAAUAACCCGGUCUGGGCGCAUGGACUCAGCAAGGACGAAGUGGAUGAGUCUAAUCAGCGCUUCCGGUCGUGGAUCAGGGGUUCCGAGCCUGAACCGAGCGGUCCUGAGGCUGAGGCUGGGGAAGGAACUGGGGAAGGAGAUGGAGAUGGUGCCAACGCUGACAGUGAUCUUGGCGCUGGUAUUGACGCUGACGCCGACGCUGACACGAAUGCGGAGGCGGGUGCGGGUGCCGCGACAGAGGCUACGGAAGCUACAGCUAAAGAGGCUCCUCCGGAAGGCGGCAAUAUAGACCAGGAGAAACCGGCCGAACCGGAAGAUACAGAAAUGGCAGACGCAGCGGAACCAGCACCAUCCGAGUCGAAAGAGGCAUAA
Molecule: messenger RNA, 5293 nt
Organism: Aspergillus glaucus CBS 516.65
Lineage: Eukaryota; Fungi; Ascomycota; Eurotiomycetes; Eurotiales; Aspergillaceae
Product: transcriptional regulator SIN3
Exons: 7
Coding region: 320-5293 (1657 amino acids)
Biological process (GO): negative regulation of transcription by RNA polymerase II
Cellular component (GO): Sin3-type complex; chromatin
Molecular function (GO): transcription corepressor activity
Source: RefSeq, a predicted model, not a curated record